Toxotes jaculatrix (banded archerfish) is the source of this 3400-nucleotide messenger RNA. RefSeq lists its product as uncharacterized. The coding region runs from base 1201 to 3246 and encodes 681 amino acids. The transcript is spliced from 3 exons. Lineage: Eukaryota; Metazoa; Chordata; Actinopteri; Toxotidae. Gene Ontology annotation, cellular component: nucleus. Gene Ontology annotation, biological process: nervous system development; negative regulation of transcription by RNA polymerase II. Gene Ontology annotation, molecular function: RNA binding; protein binding. The record is from RefSeq and is a predicted model, not a curated record.
UACAAGGGCUGACUUAUUUGUUGAUACCGUCUGAAGGCCUCAUAUCUCCCGAAUAUCAAGUUUCAUAAAUCCCGGGUCAAAGGUUUUUUUCAGCCGACAGAAAGUCAUGUUGUCUUUCAGCUGAACUGAAAAUAUAUCACUAAAACUGGACUUAAAAUGGUUCACAGCGUAACAGCAACAUGUUAUUUUACCUAAGAACUCCUGAUAACAAUUGUUCAUUAUAAGCAUUUCACAUGUGCUACUCCAUCAGACCCGUCCUGUCAGGGUGUGUCAGUGUCAGGACAAUGAAUCCCCCUCCUCUCACCAGCCAGUUUUCAGUUUUCCACUCAGAUGCACAAACAGCUUGCUCCACUCUAACACUUAUUCUGUUUUUGGACCAAGUCACUUGAUGAGCAACAGUUUACCCACCUCUCCAUGGAGUAUCCCCAUCUAACCUCUCUAACCGACUGGAUGUGUGUGUGGACACAGUUGCCAUGGUGACAGUGUGGCGGAUGGUGAGACGGCAGGGAGUUGGUAGGCUGUUGAGACAGACUUGCGGGUGAGUGCGGGGCUGAGUGGCAGCAUGGUGCUGUGGUGUUGUGGCGGCGGAGUAGCGAUGGUGGUGGCAGUGAUGGUGGAGGGAACAGCUGGGCUGGCACUGCGGCAGCCAUCACUUCAAAAGAGCCCAUUUAAACGUUUGGAGAAGAAUUAGUAGAGCUCCCCCGCACUUCUCACUGAAUGAAACAGGGCUGCAAAAUCUCUGACACAUUCGAGGACUCAAACACAAACACACACGCACACAAAGACCUAAACAAAUAAACAUUUUCACACAUUUCUUCCCAAAAAAAAAAAGAAAAAAUAUACAGUUACACAUAGACAAACAUGGCUUACAUGCCUGUACACACACAAAUAGUCACACACACACUUUCCCACACCCCUGCUGUGACACAUAAUUAAUAUGCAAAGACCCAUAUCCUGUAUCCACAACAACUGGUGGUAAUAUCAACAGUGUUUCUGUCAGCUUUUGGGUGGGUGGUGACCAGCUUUGCCUAUCACUGGGGGAGUGAGUGGUGCUUCAGUACAAAACAAUCGACAGUGAUCUGACAGUGAUGCUGUGUAGCAGCCUUCCCCUCUGUAUGCGCCCCUCGUUCUCCCGUAAGGCCCAUGUGACCUAGCCUACACCCACACACAGGGGGCCCCCACUGCCGCUGGAGCCCACCCAUGAAUCCCAGCCCCGAGCGCGGCAAAGAGUGCCUCCCUCCCAAGAAGAGGGAGUCUCGGCAAGGAUCGGCAGAACACCACAGCACUUUGGACGACUUUAAACCCCCUGUGCCACUCCGAAGUCGGUCCAGCACAGGGAGAGGGGAGGGAGGCAGGGAGGCUAGUGACAGGGACCGAGCUCUGACUAACCCAAACCCCCAUCUCCUCCACACUCCUCCACCCCUUCCUGCUCCCGCACCAUGCCUCCCCCUAACCUUACCAUGGCCCCUGAGCUACCCUCCUUCUGUCUCUCUUCCCCUUUUCUCAGGGCAGGUCAACGAGAGGAGGGGCUCAGGGUCUCCCUCAUGGAGAGAUGAUCCUCUCUCCUCAACCCUGCCCCACACCUCUAGGUGGCUUAGAGGGGAGGGUUCCCUCUCCUUGCCACCUUCCUCCUCUACUUCCUCCUUUAAGACUCCCUUCCCAGCUGAUAGAGAGAUGUGGUACGUCAGCAGUGGCCGGCGUGACUACAGCGCCUCUCUCUUCUCCCCAUCUUACUUGUUUAGCCAACAAUCUCUCUACCCCCAAGACCCAAGCUUAGCUGAAGCCAGACAUAGGUACCUGGGCAAGAGGCCCAAUGGCCUGGAUGGGCCAGGCAGCAGGACUGUCUCAGCCUCCAGGCCUCUGCUCACAGGAGAAUAUGGGAAUGAAAGCAGCAGAGCUAGGCUGAACAUCAGUCCACACAGCUCCCAUACCAAUGGUGGACGGAGACAGCAGGAGGAUCUAACACCCCGUGUCCAUUCUGGAGGGCUAUUUUUGUCAGACUCUCAAGCUCAGGAGGGCCCUGGGCCACAUUCCUCACUGCAGGACAGACAUCUGCAUGGGAUAGUAAAGACUGGGUCAAAUUUACUCUCCACCAGUCCCCAUCCCCUUGGACCAGAUCCCAGGGCAGGUAGAGGGGGACUACUGGACCCCAUAGGGCCCACACCAGCUGAAGCCCAGAUCUACUACUCCUUGGGAUCGGUGUGCCACCCCAGCUCUCAGCCCUACUCACACUAUAACCCCUCAGGAACACCUCUGUACAGCCUGCACAGGGAGCCAGGCCCCAGGCAGCACAAUCUAAGGAACUCACCUCACUCACCCCCGGGUCUGCCUAACAGUGAUGGCAGGUCACAUAGAGACCGGGAAAGAGACCAAGAAAGAGACAAAGUCCUAAAUAGGGACAGGGAGCGAGGUAAAGACAGAGACAAAGAGAAGCACCUACAACUUGACAAAGACCAAGACAGAGACAGUGAGCGCGAGAGACGACGGGACAGAGAAAGAGAUAGAGGGAGAGAAUUAUCUCCUUGCCAUCUUCACACCUCACCCCAGGCCCCUCACCCAUCUCCCCCUGCGCUCCUACCUCACUUCACCAAGGGUUCUCUGAUUGAGUUGGCCAGUGGGCAGUUGAAGCGGGUGGAGGACCUGCAGACCGAGGACUUCCUGAGGAGUGCAGACACCUCCUCAGAGUUCCACCUCAGCACCUGCACUGUGCUGGUGAUUUCCCCCAGCAGUACACAGGGCUUCAGUCACCUGCAGGUCCACCUCACAGACCGCAACACUCAGGAGUUACUGAAGGUCUUGGUGGAGUAUCCGUUCUUUGUGCAGGACCAAGGCUGGUCUUCUUGCUGCCCCCAGAAAACUGCACAGCUGUAUGGCCUGCCCUGCCGCCAGCUCAUGGAGGGGGAUGUCUGCCUGGCUCUCACCCCCACUCCCACUCAAACCCACCGGACACACACGCGUACCAGCUCCAGGGCCCAUCGCACGCAACACCCCUCCAGAGCUACAGGAGAGUCCAGCAGCUCACACAGGGAGGAGAUGCCACCACCACCUCCUCCUCCCCCUCUUCCUCACCACCCACCUCCUACUGCGCCAGCCCCUCCACGCACUCUGGCUGCAGAGCCUCCCACUCAGGAGCAGCCACGUCCACGCAAACGGCGCUGGUCUGCCCCAGACACCCGUCCCUCAACCGGAACUGAUGAAAGCCUCCUGGAUUUACCUCAUGGCUCCAAGCUAAUGAAGUGGCAGUAGAAACUUGCACAUGCAUACAUAAACAUGCAUACAUAUACACACACAUAUACAUAUACAUGAGCACAUACACACCCUCCUUGUCUCUGUUGCACCCACCAAGACAAACAAUGGAGAGACCUCAAGGCAGGGUUGCAGGGAAGGAAAAAAAAAAACA